This is a messenger RNA of Chionomys nivalis (European snow vole), 5421 nucleotides long. RefSeq names its product tousled like kinase 1 (gene Tlk1). The record is from RefSeq and is a predicted model, not a curated record. NCBI's taxonomy places the organism in Eukaryota, Metazoa, Chordata, Mammalia, Rodentia, Cricetidae. Gene Ontology annotation, biological process: chromosome segregation; peptidyl-serine phosphorylation; intracellular signal transduction. The transcript has 20 exons. Gene Ontology annotation, cellular component: nucleus. Gene Ontology annotation, molecular function: protein serine/threonine kinase activity; ATP binding. Bases 262 to 2562 code for a protein of 766 amino acids.
GCCUGCGGAAGUGGCCUCGGCCGGCGCGGUCCGCGCUCCGCCCGCGCUCCGGCUCCGGCCCUGCGGCCCCGGCCCCGCGCCUCCCCUCAGCGCUGCCCUCCCCGCCUGCCCUCCGCCCGGCGCGCUCCCCCGGCGGCGCGGCGCUCCCCUCCCAGCCCUCGCGCCCGCGCUCGCCCUCAGCGCGGCCCCCGCCAUGACGGAGGCGGGUGCCGGUGCCGCCGCCGUCGCAGGGGGGGAGUCGGGCUCCCAGAAAGUAGCUUGAUGAGUGUCCAAAGUAGCAGUGGAAGUUUGGAGGGGCCGCCAUCUUGGUCCCGGCUCUCCACGUCUCCAACCCCGGGCUCGGCGGCGGCGGCCAGGUCCCUGCUGAAUCACACGCCGCCAUCCGGGAGGCCCAGGGAAGGUGCAAUGGAUGAGCUUCACAGUCUGGAUCCAAGAAGGCAAGAGUUAUUGGAAGCGAGAUUUACUGGAGUUGCGACUGGGAGCACUGGGAGCACUGGGAGUUGCAGUGUUGGAGCGAAAGCCUCAACAAAUAAUGAAAGUUCUAAUCACAGCUUUGGAAGCUUAGGAUCUUUAAGUGACAAAGAAUCAGAGACACCAGAGAAGAAACAAUCUGAGUCAUCCAGGGGAAGAAAGAGAAAAGCAGAAAGUCAGAAUGAAAGUAGUCAGGGAAAAAGUAUUGGGGGACGUGGCCACAAGAUUAGCGACUAUUUUGAAUACCAGGGUGGAAAUGGCUCAAGUCCGGUAAGAGGCAUCCCUCCUGCAAUCCGUUCUCCGCAGAACUCACACUCACAUUCCACUCCUUCCUCAUCUGUUCGACCUAAUAGCCCUUCUCCUACUGCAUUAGCUUUUGGGGACCACCCUGUUACACAACCAAAGCAGUUAUCCUUUAAGAUCGCUCAGACUGAUCUUACAAUGCUGAAAUUGGCAGCAUUAGAAAGUAAUAAAAACCAGGACCUGGAAAAGAAGGAAGGUCGAAUAGAUGAUUUGCUCAGGGCCAACUGUGAUCUCAGGCGGCAAAUAGAUGAUCAACAAAAAUUACUUGAAAAAUACAAAGAACGAUUAAAUAAGUGCAUAUCAAUGAGUAAGAAACUUCUUAUUGAGAAGAGUACACAAGAAAAAUUGUCAAGCAGAGAAAAGAGUAUGCAAGAUCGGCUUCGCCUUGGGCACUUUACAACAGUCAGACACGGCGCUUCCUUCACUGAGCAGUGGACAGAUGGUUUUGCUUUUCAGAAUCUUGUGAAACAACAAGAAUGGGUAAAUCAACAAAGGGAAGAUAUUGAACGGCAAAGGAAACUUCUCGCCAAACGCAAACCUCCCACAGCUAAUAAUUCUCAGGCACCUGCUACCAAUUCUGAACCAAAACAGAGAAAAAACAAGGCAGUCAAUGGAGCAGAAAAUGAUCCCUUUGUUAGGCCAAAUUUACCACAACUGCUGACUCUGGCAGAAUAUCAUGAACAAGAGGAAAUUUUCAAGCUUAGACUAGGACAUCUCAAAAAGGAAGAAGCUGAAAUCCAGGCAGAACUGGAGCGCUUGGAAAGAGUCAGGAAUCUUCACAUACGAGAGCUCAAGAGAAUAAACAACGAGGAUAAUUCACAGUUCAAAGAUCAUCCAACGUUAAAUGAAAGAUAUUUAUUGCUUCAUCUUCUUGGAAGAGGUGGUUUCAGUGAGGUGUAUAAGGCUUUUGACUUGUAUGAGCAAAGAUACGCUGCUGUGAAGAUCCACCAGCUUAAUAAAAGCUGGAGAGACGAAAAAAAAGAAAACUACCACAAACAUGCCUGCAGAGAGUAUCGAAUACACAAGGAACUGGAUCACCCCAGAAUAGUUAAACUCUAUGAUUACUUCUCCUUGGAUACAGAUACGUUUUGUACUGUGCUGGAGUACUGUGAAGGCAAUGACUUGGACUUCUACCUGAAGCAGCACAAAUUGAUGUCUGAGAAAGAAGCUCGGUCUAUUGUGAUGCAGAUAGUGAAUGCCCUACGAUAUCUCAAUGAGAUCAAGCCUCCUAUUAUACAUUAUGACCUUAAGCCAGGAAAUAUCCUUCUGGUAGAUGGAACGGCAUGUGGAGAAAUCAAAAUCACUGAUUUUGGUCUGUCCAAGAUCAUGGACGAUGAUAGCUAUGGUGUGGACGGAAUGGACCUGACUUCCCAGGGGGCAGGCACUUACUGGUAUUUACCUCCUGAGUGCUUUGUAGUUGGAAAGGAGCCACCAAAGAUUUCCAACAAGGUUGAUGUGUGGUCGGUUGGAGUCAUCUUCUUUCAGUGUCUCUAUGGUAGAAAACCAUUUGGUCACAAUCAAUCUCAACAAGACAUUCUCCAGGAAAACACAAUACUAAAAGCCACAGACGUCCAGUUCCCUGUAAAACCAGUUGUAAGCAGUGAAGCCAAGGCCUUUAUAAGACGCUGUUUGGCUUACCGAAAAGAAGAUCGAUUUGAUGUGCACCAGCUGGCAAAUGAUCCCUACCUUCUCCCACACAUGAGAAGAUCCAAUUCUUCAGGAAACCUGCACAUGUCUGGGCUGACAGCAACUCCUGCACCUCCUUCUUCAAGUGUAAUCACGUACUGACCCUCCUUCAAGAUUGGCAUGAUCUCUGAUUGGCUUCCAGAUGCAUACUUGAAUUUGAGUGUUGUGGUUUUUUUACACAGGACAUGGGUAAGAGUUUCUGUGAGCUAAAGCUCUCCCUGGAGUCCAUGUGAGGGUGGAUCAUGGACAGUGACUCAGUCACACUCCUCCCUCUGCCCUGGAGCAGCAUGAAACAGGAAUACCAUGUUACCGCAGAAGAAGAGGGGACACUGUAAAUAACGUUUAUAAUACCUAAAUAUAUUUGAUUGUUACCAGAGAGUUCUAAUAUGAAGGGUAGUUUUUCAUUAUUUAAGAACACAUGGAAAAUUAUGAGACAUUUCUAACACGGGAGCUACAGUGCCUGGUACAGCGUCAGCACUCGGCAGCUGAUCUGCAGAAACCAAAGCAAGAACUGAGCGACAGCGGCCGUGGUGUUUUAUAGUAGAAUGUGAGAGUUAGGGUCUUUGGACAGUCGUAGACUUUGUCGUUUGCCUAUUCUGACUUUUACCAAGUUGUACCUCAAAUCACAUGUCCGUUCCCCCACCGCUUGUGUUACAAGGGAGCUGUCGUUUCUGGACACUUCACACCGUUAACACAAAGAGCUGCCUAUCUUCAAUCAGUUGCAGUCACUAGAUGAUAGCAUUCCUAGGGCUUUCAGUGUUUUAGAACUAACAGGCAUUUUUCUUUUGUUUCCAGGCCUCGUUCAUUAAAACGGGAGACAGUGUGUAACCAAAAGCAGGCCAGUUCUAUGCAGGAUAAUGAUAAAUUCCCUUCUGGCUCUAUUGUAAAUUACUGUACAGAUGUCCUAUUACAAUUACUGAGUUUCAGCAGCUUAUUCUUGUACAAAUGUUUAAAAAUACGGCUUUUCUAAUUGGAUAUUGUAUUUUUUUUAAGUCUUCUUGAAGGCGCUUUAAUUGCUGCUAAAUGAUAUUGCUUUUUUGCUAAAAAAAAUUUGAAUGACCUCCUUGAAGGCACAAGUUGACUGUACAUCAUGGAGAGAUAUUAAAAGCAGGCAUUCAUUAACAAUCAAGGCAUGUAAAAUGAUCCAUGUUGGGCAUAUUGAGUUCUUUACAUCAGUUUUUUAGGUUCUAGGGCUGUGGAGCACAUAGAUACUAGAUUUAUAAAUCGUUCAUGGUUAUUCUACAUUCUAGAAAGUUCUUAGCAUCAAGGUGGGAUGAUGGUCCCAUAGAAUGUUUCUUGUGGUUUGUACAGAUUUGUUAAAAUGUGAACAUUUUCUGACUGCCUUGUGUGGUAGAAACCAAUAUUUUGGGGGAUGCUGUAUUUCAUUCUUGUACGGAUUCUUUUUUCUUUAUUGUCACAGUCAUAAUGCUGAGACUUACCGUAAGUUGUCCAUGGUGCAGAAAACAGGCUCUCCCUGCCAGACAGCCCUUAACAUGUACAGUUAAACUGUGGCUCUUACCUGAUGUUGCAAGCCAUUUUGUUUGUUUGUUUGUGUUUUUUUUUUUUCAUUGUACAUAGACACUUUGUCUGUUUAAGAUGCUGCUGGACUUACAGAGAAUGUAGCCAAACAGUAAUAAACAGUGACAGUUAAAAUGUAAAGACUGUGAAGAUUACAUUCAAAGAGCUUUCUAGAUGGAGGUUCCUAACAGAUCUUUACUUUAAAAGCAGAUGGCUAAAUUCCUUAAGCAUACUCCAGACAAGUGUGAAGUGUUUCAAGCUGUUAACGUUAGGCCUAAUAGCCUUCCUCAGGGCUAAUCCUGUGAGCUCCUCGGGUCAUCGGGAGAGCUUUCAGGGCAGCUCCUAUUUAGAUUAGGGUAGAAACCCUGAAGGACGUUGAUGUGGUCACCACAUGCUGGCACUCAGUGAUUGCUUACAGUCACUGCCCACACGGAAAUUCAUGAUCUGAGUGAAAAUGCCCAGCUUUGUUUAACAUUUUGGAGUGGUGAACUUGGCCAAGCUGUGCCAAUGAGUCACUGAUUGCCCCACAUUUGUGAAUGAAUGAGAACAACUGCGAAGGUCAGCUUCUUAGAGGCUGAGGCAGGGGGAUGAUGAGUUUGGCCAGCCUGGCUCUGGAAAAGGACAAGGACACAUCUCACAAACACAGGCCAGGGAGAAAGGAGGAAAAGAAGCCAUAAAAUGAAAUUGCUUCCUUGAGUUCAGCUGAAGUGGAUUAUUUCAGAAUCAAGAGUGUGUCUAUUGGGGUGGGUGGUGGACCACCAAGCCUGAAGAUCUGAGUGCUGGGAGGAGAGAAUGCAAAACAGCACACUAUAGUGUGCUGCUCCCUCACAGGUACACACACACACACUAAGCGAAUGUUUAUAAAAAUUCAAAUAAGAGUGUAUCAAAUGAAUCAAUUUAUUCAUGUCUUCUAAAGCUUUUCCAAACGUGGAUUUAAAUAGCCUACCAGUAUUUGGGCCACAUGAACCAGUAUCACUUUCACAAGAAACUGGUGCUUUUUGCUAAAUAAUUUCCAUGUUGCUCUGGCAGCUUCAGCUUCUGUGUCCUGAGGCAUUGAUUCCUUGGAAGUAGCUGUACAGGUUGGGGUGUGGUUCACUGGUAGAGUGCUGUACUUAGCUCAUGUAGGUUCAGUUCCCAGCCAAAAUAAUAACAAUAAUAAUAAGUACAUUAGCUUUCAUAAACAUGUGGACAUUGAGAGGAAGUACAGAAGCUACCAUGCUGACAUGUAUGUUGGGGGCGAGAGACGUGUGCUUGUUUUUUUUCUGGCUAUGCCCCCUUUCCCUACAAAAAAACUUGAGUUUAAAUGUGAACAAAUGUUUGUGCAAAUACCUCAUUACAGGAAGCCAAAACGGUGGGAUCUCAACAAGACAUCACUGUAUUGUCCCGCUUUGAUGUUUGUCUUGACCUAUUAAAUACACUGUUGAUUACUAUUAUGCUACCAGA